Messenger RNA from Megalops cyprinoides (Indo-Pacific tarpon), 1702 nucleotides. Its product is annotated as transmembrane protein 250. Lineage: Eukaryota; Metazoa; Chordata; Actinopteri; Elopiformes; Megalopidae. Bases 274 to 693 code for a protein of 139 amino acids. The transcript has 2 exons. The record is from RefSeq and is a predicted model, not a curated record.
GAACAGGCAAGCGUCAAAUAAUUUAGUGAUGCAACGCUAUACAUCCAAACCAUCCCGUUAUUACUCUCCUUAAAAUAGUCUCCGUUGCCUUUGAGAUGCUAGCAGAAAGGGGAGGGCCGGUGUGGUAGAGGGAGUCCUCCCUGCAGACAGAGGCAUCCCGGCGUCCGCUGCAACAGCUGGCCAGCAGAUGAUGUGGGACUCUGUCCCUGGUGCACAGUACGGGGCCUGCUGCCGGCGCUCCCUGCAGCAGCCUGGGGCUCGAUUAGCCCGCCCAUGCCUGUGAUCCCCAUCCCCCGGCGGGUGCGCUCCUUCCACGGCCCCCACAGCACCUGCAUGCACUCCGCCUGCGGGCCGGCGCGCACCGCCCAGCUGGUGCGCACCAAGUACAACAACUUCGACCUGUACCUGAAGUCGCGCUGGAUGUACGGCUUCAUCCGCUUCCUCCUCUACUUCGGCUGCAGCCUGUUCACCUCCCUCCUGUGGGUGGCGCUGUCUGCCCUCUUCUGCCUGCAGUACGUGGGCGUGCGUGUCUUCCUGCGCCUCCAGUACAAGCUGUCCGUCAUCCUCCUGCUGCUGGGCCACCGGCGCCUGGACUUCAGCCCCCUCAACGAGCUCUUCAUCUACAGCAUCCACGUCACCAUGUUCCUGGUCGGCGGGCUGGGCUGGUGCUUCAUGGUGUUCGUGGACAUGUAGCUCUGGGGCGAAAACCGGGAACAGGCGACGUCAUCCGGGUGACCCACGUGGUGCCAUAUCAGUUCCUCGUGUUGGAACCGUGCAUGCCUGUUCGGGUCUGGGGGUGACGCAAAGGCAGACUUUUUUUUGGGGUCAAGGGUCAGGUGUCAGAGGGUGGCCUGUAUUUGGGUCUCUGUAGUUUCAUUGAGGAUUGGAAAAAUCUAUAUCUUUGAUUGUGGGGGACCAAACUGUGAGAGUGUGAAUAUUGAGGUAAAUAUUGUUGGCGUUUAGUGCGUUUAACAUUACUACUCAGAUACAAGCUGACAGGUUUGAAGUCAUUGAUAUAUGCUGGUAGUGUAUACUCACAGGGCACAGAAGACGAACAGCCCAGAAUGUAUAAUGGGUGAUUGCUUUUGUAGUGAUGUUUUGUUGGCGGUAUCCCCAUGGUAUGUUUAAACUGUGUCCUCUAAUUCUGAGGUCUGGUUGGUUGUAAGUGAUCCUCAGGUGCACUCUCCCAGAGUCCUUUGCAUUUCUGGGUCUGUGUUCACCUCCUUCCGUGCAAAGACUUGGUAAUGCCAGUCUUGCGGUGCUGCCAGCCAAAAAAAACCAAGACGUCCAGCGCCCCCCCAUUGCAUUACAGUACAGCAUUGGGCAAGACUGGCUUGACCCUGUAGAGAGAGUAACAGACUCACAUUGUUCUGGGAUCAAGACAUAAUAAGUCUCAUAGCAGGCCAUUCAAAUCGGAUAGACUGCCCUGUUGUGUGGAAAACGAAAUGACUCCAGAGGCUUUGGAUCCAUUUAGAAAUGACCGGUUCAUACUGUACAUGAUCGUUGCCAAUUAAUACCAUUAUACAAUAUCCGAAACAGGUUUUCAAGCUUCUCUGAAAUAUGGAAUAUCUUUGUGGUAGAGUACUGAGUAGACAUAAUAUCAUGUGAUUGUGACUGGUGUAAGUGUAAUACUUUUGAAAAUCUUCUGAGAGAGAGUAAUGUAGGUAUUUAUAAAUAAACUGACAAGGCCAAUUUUUUACCA